AUGGAGCAAAUGGAGAGGCGUUUCCAACGCAUGCUAGAACCCAUUCAAGAUGAGUUGCUACAACUCCGAGCGUCUGGAACACCAAAAACCUCUAAAUCCAUGCGAAGGCGAAGGGGCGUGGAGGAGUCGUCCGAUGGUUCCAAUAAUGAUGAUGAUGAUGAGGAACCUCGAAUUCGACCAAGGCAAAGGAACCAGACUGGACCUACCGAUGUAUUCAAGGGAAUCAAGAUGCAAAUCCCUGAGUUCAAAGGACGGUCCGAUCCCGAGACCUUUCUCGAAUGGUUAUCCAAGAUCGAAAUGGUCUUUUCUUGCCAAAACUACACCGAGGUGCAAAAGGUGCAAUUGGCCACCAUGGAAUUCACUGAGUACGCUGUGGUUUGGUGGGACCAAAUCAAGAAGUCUAGAAGGAGAAAUGGGCUACCUGAGCUUAUUCCAUGGCCCGAGCUUCGAGCCAUGAUGCGCACCCGCUUUGUACCUGGACAUUACACUCGGGAUUUAUACCACCGGUUACAAACCUUAGUCCAGGGCAACCGGAGUGUGGAUGAGUACCACAAGGAGAUGGAGAUCCUGAUGCUUAGAGCGGAUGUACAGGAGGAUCCUGAAGCCACCAUGGCGAGAUUCUUGAGCGGGUUACGACCCGAUAUUGCUGAACGAGUGGAACUUCAACAUUAUAUGGAGUUGCAUGAGCUUGUAGACAAGGCUAUUAAGGUCGAGCAAAGACUCAAGAGGAGGGGUACCACUCGAUCGAAUUUCGGCAAUACCACCUACUCUACCAACCGCCCAUUCCAACCAAGGAAUGAUUCUCGGCCUUCACCAAAUGCUCCUACACCAAAGCCGAGAUUCGAGGGAGGUAAGGUGGGCAACCCUAGUAUUAGUAAGCCGCCCUCUUCUACUCCAAAAUUUGAGGAGUCUAGGGUACAAACUAGAGCUCGUGAUACUCGAUGCUUCAAAUGCCAAGGUAGAGGCCAUAUUGCUAGUCAAUGUCCCAAUCAAAGGACUAUGAUUAUGAUGCAAAAUGGUGAGAUCGUGAGUGAGGACGAAGCCGAGUACGAAGGCAUACUACCUCUUGACGGAGGUAGUGAUGGGGAAUCACCAAAUGAAGAGGAGUUUAGUGCACCCGAGGGUCAUUUUGGGACUGCAUUGGUUGCACGGAGAGCAUUAACUGCACGUGUUAAGGAGGACGAGCUUCAACGGGAGAACAUCUUCUACACCAGGUGCUUCGUCAACCAAGCACUUUGUAGUGUGAUUAUUGAUAGUGGGAGCUGCACAAAUGUAGCUAGUUCACUCAUGGUGGACAACUUGAAGUUGCCUACAAGGGAUCACCCGCGACCCUACAAACUCCAAUGGCUCAACAACUCUGGGGAGGUUCGAGUAACCAAGCAGGUUCUUAUAUCCUUCCAAAUCCAUAAAUAUUCUGAUGAAGUAUUAUGUGAUGUAGUUCCUAUGCAGGCUAGUCACAUUAUACUAGGUAGGCCUUGGCAGUUUGACAGACAGGUGACUUUUGAUGGUGUGACUAAUAAGUAUAGUUUCUUGUACAACAGUAAGAAAGUCACACUAGCUCCCCUUUCCCCCAAACAAGUGCAUGAGGACCAAUUGAAAUUGAAACAAGAGUUUGAGAAGUAUAGUGCAAAAAGGAAAGAAAAUGAGAGAGCCGAGGCAAAAAAGGAGAGGAAAAAGGCUAUAGAUAGCUCGGCAAGUGAGGAGUACGCUGAUGUCUUCCCCGAGGACGUCCCAAGUGGAUUGCCACCACUUAGGGGCAUUGAACAUCAAAUUGACUUCAUCCCUGGAGCUUCAUUGCCAAAUCGCCCAGCUUACAAGAGCAACCCGGAGGAGACUAAGGAGUUGCAAAGGCAAGUGGACGAGUUGCUAGGCAAAGGAUGGGCAGUGAGAGUUUAA
Molecule: messenger RNA, 1896 nt
Organism: Coffea eugenioides
Lineage: Eukaryota; Viridiplantae; Streptophyta; Magnoliopsida; Gentianales; Rubiaceae
Exons: 2
Coding region: 1-1896 (631 amino acids)
Molecular function (GO): nucleic acid binding; zinc ion binding
Source: RefSeq, a predicted model, not a curated record